[Candida] anglica is the source of this 3115-nucleotide messenger RNA. The record is from the annotation of a GenBank genome assembly. Lineage: Eukaryota; Fungi; Ascomycota; Pichiomycetes; Serinales; Debaryomycetaceae.
CCUUAAUCUUUAAGCAUAUCUCUAUCUAUUGGUUGAAUUAAAAAAUGAAUGCCUACUGGAUCGAGAUUCAACUUUUGCAGAUAAAUUACUUAUCUGCUAAGCACGACCCCCCAAAAAACUACGAUACGUUGUUAUCUGGUAUCGUUUUCCGCGUGGACUCAUAAAGAAAACCAAAGUAUUUUACGUAUGCCGAAUACAAUAAGCCCUUGUACUUGUUCAUAGUCACCACGGCCUAUCGCCACAUAUAUCAAUUGCCGUAUAUAAAUGAUAAUCCCAUGGAACAAUCGAAGCCCUUUACUUGAACGGCUCCUUCAUGCAGAUAAGACAUAUCUCAAAUUUAGUAGUCGAUUGAGACGCAACCCUGUGCACUAAGUCAAACUUUAAAUAGGAGAACCACACAAUUCGCACCGACGAUUCCACACGAACAGCAUGGAAAAGUUAACGAGGGGAUCCAGUAAUAUCGAAGUACAAGGUAUGAGAAUCUAGCUUGUACAUUGUCAUCUUUCAAUAUCCCCGAACAAUGCAAAAACCAACUAAGAUAAAACCCAACAAACUUAAGGUUUAUCGUUCUCUAACAUAGUCCAUUUCCAUCAAAUUUUUUUCAACACAUCAGGUAUUAUCUUCUUAUCUUUAUCUUCGUUUUUCCCGCAUACGUACUAUACUCCACGAAGCAUUCAAUGAAUGUAACGACGAUUCUGUUGAUAUACAACUGUAGCUUUUAUCUUAUGGACACAACAUUAUAGAUUGCCAGAGUAGAGUAUAUACUUUAGAUUGCGUAAUAUUAGCCACCCUGCAUACCCUUCAAAUUCAUUGAAUUUCCUUUCAUUUUUGACAUAUUGUGGUCGGAUAUUUUAUGGGAUAUGCAUUUUCGCAAUACGGCGCUUUUUUUGUGAACUAUGGGGCUCCUCUUAUCUUGUUGAGAUUUGGAAUUGUGGUAGUCAGUGGCUUUGGAAUAUACAAAUAAAAUGGUAUAAGAAGACCACAAGCUUCUCUGUUCAGUAGUUUGUAAUUCUCAUUUAAUACUAAUCAUUGUAAUAUGCUGAAUCAAAAGGAAGUGAGCGCCUUUGGCGUGACAUCUUCUCACGAACUUGUAUCCUCUAAUUCUAACUCUAUUGUCGAAGAUAAUUAUGAUUUCGAAGAUCCUAACAAUUAUUUUACCUUCUAUGUUGAUGAACUCAACCCUAAGGGGUUAAGAAAGCCCACUCCUACCGAAACAAAAACUCUCAGAAGGGUGUUAGGACAUGCUCCUUACGCAGUCUAUCUAUUAUGUUUGAUCGAACUUGCUGAAAGAGGUUCCUAUUACGGUGUACAAGGUUGUUUGGCCAAUUUUGUUCAAAGACCAUUGCCUGCCGGUAACAAUACUGGUGCUCCUCCAAAAGGUAGUGAACAACAGGCCGGUGCUCUUGGCCUUGGAUUACAAGCUUCCUCUGCAAUCACCAAUUUAUUGGGAUUCCUUGCUUAUGUCGUACCAUUGUAUGGUGGUUUUAUUGCUGAUACCAAAUUGGGUAAGUUUAAGUCCAUUUGGAUCGGUGUUAUAGUUGGUGCUAUAUCUCAUAUUUUGUUUAUCAUUGCUUCUAUUCCUCUGGUCAUUGAAAGUGGUCAUGCCAUCGCCCCUACCGUUAUUGCUGUCAUCUCGUUGGCUAUUGGAACUGGUUUCAUUAAGCCAAAUUUGUUACCACUUUUAAUGGAUCAGUAUCCAGUUAAAAUCGAUGUCGUCAAAGUCUUACCAUCUGGUGAAAAUGUUAUUGUUGAUCGUCAAAAGUCCCUUGAAAGAAUGACUUUAGUAUUCUAUUGGGCUAUUAACAUUGGUGCAUUUUUACAAUUGGCCACCUCUUAUUGUGAAAGACUUAUUGGGUUUUGGUUAGCUUUCCUUGUUCCAGGAAUCGUAUACAUGUUAUUACCAAUUGUUUUGUUCUACUUGCAAACAAAGGUUAGUAGUGACAAGCCAAAGGGGACUGUUAUUGAAAACGCUUGGAAGAUUUCACGUGUUACAUUCAGAAAGGGUUGGAUUUCAAGAAUGAGGUCUAAGCAACUUUGGGAAUAUGCAAGACCUUCCAAGAUGUUAGAAAGAGGUGAAAAAUAUUACAAGGAUAAGAAACAAUCCCCAAUCACUUGGGAUGAUCAAUGGGUUUUGGAUAUCAAGCAAACAUUCAACUCCUGUAAGAUUUUUAUUUGGUUCCCAAUUUUUAACAUUAACGAUGGUGGUAUUGGUAACAUCCAAACGUCUCAAGCUGGUUCCAUGUAUGCAAAUGGUGUUCCAAACGAUUUGUACAACAAUUUCAAUCCAUUGACUAUCAUUGUAUUGAUCCCAAUCUUGGAUUAUUUCGUAUAUCCAACUUUAAGAAAGUACAAGAUUGAUUUCAAGCCAGUGUACAGAAUUACCUUUGGGUUUGCAUUGGGUGCUUUAUCUCAAGUCGUUGGUGCCAUCAUUCAAUAUUAUGUUUAUCAAACAUCUCCUUGUGGAUAUUACGCCACUAAUUGUGAUGUGGGUGACUUGGUUUCUCCAAUAUCUGCUUGGGUUGAUAUCAUUUUACCAAUCUUACAAGCUUCUGGUGAAUGUUUUGCCAACACAACUGCUUAUGAGUUGGCUUACACUAGAUCACCACCACAAAUGAAAGGUCUUGUUAUGGCCUUAUUUUUAUUUACUUCAGCAAUCUCGUCCGCAAUUUCUCUUGCAUUGACUGCCACUUUGGUCGAUCCUCAUUUGAUCUGGUCUUUUGGAUCCAUGGGUAUAAUUGGAGCCGUUGCAGCUGCAGUAUUCUUCUUUCAAUUUAGAUUCUUGCACGUUGAAAUGGAAGAAGAAGCAAAGAUCAGAGAAGAAAUGGCAAAAUAUUCAGAGCUUCCUGAUUACUCUGAAUCUGAAGAAAAGUAUGUUGGCCUUGUUGAUGAAAAGAAUCUCGUUCCGGUAACUUCUAUCAAAUCUGCAGUAGGUAAAUAGAAAAUAUUUAACUUUUUAAGAAUAAAAGUUUUCAAAUUUGAUUAUUGCUAUAGUACGCCGUACAAACGAACGGCUGAUGGAAUAGAUAAUCCGAUGUAACAUCUAAAUCCGCAAAACAGUAAAACAGAUUUUGGGGUGUAAUUAAAACAUCCCUAGGAAUUUGAUUGAUAUACGUUA